ACUGUUUGGGGCCGUAUGACUCAAGAAUGCGGCUGCGGCGAUGACUCGCACUCGCUAUCGAUAAAGCUUCCCCGGUUCCGCUACCCUCGACACUAUUCUUCUUGCUUCCCCCUGCCACCGUUCACGACCCGCUGUCAUUCACCUGUCUUACUUCUGCCCCCUCAGCGUACUGUUAUUAAGUUCCAUUCGUUAUUCCCUCCUCUCUCUCUUUGUUAUCCAUACGAGGAAUUAUGAUUACGCGAAUACGUGUUUGAGUGCCCAAGAGGCGAUCCGAUCCAUCUUCCGUCCGACCGACUGACGCAUCACCUCGCAUAUUGAUAUACGACCUGUUCCAUAUUUUCUUUUGACCUUAUCACGAAUUAAACCAGCAACAUGCCUCCUACGGGACCGAAACUCUCGUUGGAAGAGCGACGCAGAGGGGAGAUUGCACUCAGCGAAUUCGCGGAAUACGCUGAAAAGCAACAGGCCCAACGCUCUGCUCAGUAUGUGCCUAGCGACAGCGGCUAUGAAACGGCAUCUCGAGUCUAUGAAGACCACGCUGAAUUGGAUAUUCUUGACCAGUUGGAGCUAACCGACGCCCCGAAGUCGUUCAAGCUGAAGGACUUGUUGCUAGGCACUGGCGAACAACCCGAGGAGCACCUGCAGGCGUUGGCCAGCAUUCUGCAGUCUCGCAUUGAUGAAGGACACGGAGAGACGCUCUUCGAUCUCGGCCUCGAGGAUGGUGGGGAGUCUAUGUCCUUUGACCUUGACCAGUGGAAUACGGCUCUCCGACGCCUGCGGGAAGCGGCGGAUACGCUCCCAGCGCACUGUCGGAUUCUUGUGACCUACAAUGUCGGUGGGCCUGAGGAAUCGCGGGUGAAACAUGAGCGCAUCAAGGGCUCUUGGGGAAAGCUCCUUAUCCGGCAGCCCGCGGGUACUGUGGAGGAAAUGGCGGAGAUUCGAGUGGCCGUCGUUGGCAAUGUCGACGCAGGUAAGAGUACCAUGCUAGGUGUUCUCGUAAAGGGAGGCCUGGAUGAUGGCCGCGGCAAGGCCCGGGUCAACCUGUUCCGUCACAAGCACGAAAUCGAGAGCGGUCGGACCAGCUCUGUGGGAAUGGAGAUCAUGGGGUUCGAUAGCCGCGGUGAUAUUGUUGGCAGCGCCCAGGGGCGGAAGGUGUCCUGGGAAGACAUAGGACGGCGUUCUGCCAAGGUCAUCGCCUUCUCCGAUCUGGCUGGCCACGAGCGUUACCUGCGAACUACGGUAUUUGGCAUGCUGAGCAGCAGCCCCAAUUACUGCCUGCUGAUGGUUGCAGCCAAUAAUGGUCUCAUUGGCAUGAGCAAAGAGCAUUUGGGUAUCGCAUUGGCUUUGAAUGUUCCGGUCAUGGUUAUCGUCACCAAGAUUGAUAUCUGCCCGCCUCAGAUUCUACAGGAGACCCUUUCCCAGCUAAACAAGAUCCUCAAAUCGCCCGGUGCUCGCAAGAUUCCCGUCUUUGUGAAAGAUAUGGAAGAAACCAUCAACACAGCGACGCAGUUCGUGAGCCAGCGGAUCUGUCCGAUCUUCCAAGUAUCCAACGUCACCGGAGAGAAUCUGGAGCUCGUUCGUACGUUCUUGAACAUCCUUCCUCACCGCGGCCAAUAUAAUGUUGACGCGCCGUUCGAGCUUUUGAUCAACGACACGUUCUCAGUUCCUCACGUGGGCACAGUAGUGUCUGGAGUGGCCAAGUCAGGGGUGAUACACGCCGGUGAUACAAUUUUGGUUGGGCCUGACUCACUGGGUCAAUUCACGACUACUACGAUCAAGUCCAUUGAGCGCAAGCGGAUCCAGGUCAAUGCUUGCUUUGCGGGCCAGUCCGGUUCGUUCGCCUUGAAGCGUGUCCGACGAAAGGAGGUCCGCAAGGGGAUGGUUGUUCUCAAGAAAUUGGACCAGCCUCCCAAAGUCUACAGAGAGUUUGUUGCCGAGGUUCUCAUUCUUUCCCAUGCUACCACGAUUAAGCCUCGAUACCAAGCAAUGCUGCACGUCGGUGCGGUCAGCCAGACAUGCUCCGUCAUUGAUAUUGAUCGCCCGUUUAUUCGGACGGGGGAUCGUGCAAUGGUGGCGUUCCGGUUUGUCCAACGUCCCGAAUUUCUGGCCCCUGGAGAUCGUGUGCUUUUCCGCGAGGGAAAGACGAAGGGGCUGGGGAUUGUCAAGAGCGUUGGAUAUGACCCCAAACACCCUUUGAAUCCUGAGGCGAAGAGUACAGCCGAGGGUAGCAAACAGGCGUGACCGGUUCCGUGCUCUUACCCCAUGGAGCCGAAUCCAGGAUUAGGCAGGAGUUCAUAUUCGGCUACAAGAACCUUGGGCUUUUCGCGAAAUGACACAUAGUAUUUAAUUCUGGCGGUGACCGGUGACCUUGUCGUUGUGUGGCGUUGGAGGGAUGGCUCUAUGUGCGAGUCAAUGUUCAAGUUUAAGGCGCCCCUCAGGGUCUUUUUCCCGUUCAUAAAAUUUCAAUUGACUUUGUUUUUGGUCCUCUUGCUCUCUUUUCGCUGCCGCCAGUUGGUUGCUUGAGGGACCCACGUGACAGGUGACGUUCCU
Molecule: messenger RNA, 2550 nt
Organism: Aspergillus ibericus CBS 121593
Lineage: Eukaryota; Fungi; Ascomycota; Eurotiomycetes; Eurotiales; Aspergillaceae
Product: putative GTP binding protein (GTPBP1)
Exons: 3
Coding region: 373-2241 (622 amino acids)
Biological process (GO): translational elongation
Molecular function (GO): translation elongation factor activity; GTP binding; GTPase activity
Source: RefSeq, a predicted model, not a curated record